This is a messenger RNA of Osmerus eperlanus (European smelt), 2051 nucleotides long. RefSeq names its product gap junction protein delta 1a (gene gjd1a). Gene Ontology annotation, biological process: cell-cell signaling. Lineage: Eukaryota; Metazoa; Chordata; Actinopteri; Osmeriformes; Osmeridae. Gene Ontology annotation, cellular component: connexin complex. The transcript is spliced from 2 exons. Bases 75 to 1007 code for a protein of 310 amino acids. Gene Ontology annotation, molecular function: gap junction channel activity. The record is from RefSeq and is a predicted model, not a curated record.
AGGAGGGAGGAGGAGGAGGAGGAGGGCCACGGCCCCGGAGACCCGGUUCUUCUCGAGGCUGAACCUGUCUUUCGAUGACCAUGGGGGAGUGGACCAUUCUGGAGCGGCUGCUCGAGGCUGCUGUCCAGCAACACUCUACCAUGAUUGGGAGGAUCCUGCUGACAGUAGUAGUGAUCUUCCGUAUUUUGAUAGUGGGUAUAGUGGGGGAGAAAGUGUAUGAGGACGAGCAGAUUAUGUUCAUCUGCAACACCAUGCAGCCCGGCUGCAACCAGGCCUGCUACGACAAGGCCUUCCCCAUCUCGCACAUCCGCUACUGGGUCUUCCAGAUCAUCCUGGUGUGCACGCCCAGCCUGUGUUUCAUCACCUACUCCGUGCACCAGUCCGCCAAGCAGCGCGACCGCAGUUACUCCUUCCUGCACCCCUACAUGGACCACCACGGCCAGGGCCAACACGGACGCGGUGACCACCACGCCCGCAAGCUCCGCAACAUCAACGGCAUCCUGGUGCAGAACCCCGACAGCGGGAAGGAGGAGCAGGACUGCCUGGACAUCAAGGACAUCCCCAACGUGCCGCGCGGGCUCACGCACGCCAAGAGCGCCAAGGUCCGGCGGCAGGAGGGCAUCUCGCGCUUCUACGUCAUCCAGGUGGUGUUUCGCAACGCGCUGGAGAUCGGCUUCCUGGCGGGGCAGUACUUCCUGUACGGCUUCAACGUGCCGGGGAUGUACGAGUGCGACCGCUACCCCUGCGUGAAGGAGGUGGAGUGCUACGUGUCGCGGCCCACGGAGAAGACCGUGUUCCUGGUGUUCAUGUUCGCCGUCAGCGGCAUCUGCGUGCUGCUCAACCUGGCCGAGCUCAACCACCUGGGCUGGAGGAAGAUCAAGACGGCCAUCCGCGGCGUGCAGGCCCGCAGGAAGUCCAUCUGCGAGGUGCGCAAGAAGGACGUGUCGCACCUGUCUCAGGCCCCCAACCUGGGCAGGACCCAGUCCAGCGAGUCAGCCUAUGUCUGACAAAGGCUCCUCUGCGUGGGAACUGACGUUGGGGGGGGGGGGGGGGGGGGGGGGGAGGUCUCGACCUGGGACUCCCACCUCCACCCCAAGAGACUGGGUCGACCCUGCAAAAUUCUUCAGGAGCCCAGAGAGACAAUGGGUCAUGUUGGUGCAUUGCUGGACAGAGAAGCUCCUCUGACUGAAAAGUACCUUCCUUGAGGAGAAAGGGUUGAUGUGUUGUGUUUAUAGACUUCUUACGCCGAUGGGGGAGUUGUGUUCUGAAUCCUAGAUGACACUAGGUGCCUUCCAAGGCAACACAAUGGAAAAGGGAAGAUAUAAGUUACUAAGAAUAUUGAACACUGUAAGGAUAGCUCGAAUUAAGAAUGACCUAAAGUAUCUCAUCCUUUGCCUUGGCUAGAGGUCAAAAGUAAUCCCUUAAUUUUUCCCAUGUAUGCGUGGGCAUGUAUGAGUGCAUUAGCGUGUGCAUGCAUGCGCAUGUGUGUUUGGGGAGAUAAGGUAGCGCUUGCGCGUGUCCCCUGUUCUCCAAAGUCAGGUCAUGGGUAGAGCUACACCUCAUUUGAGUUGCCGAGGGACUUUCUUUGCCGUUUGUUUGUUCCUCCCCUGCAGGCAGUGCUUCCUUAGAGGGAGCCAAGAAGAAGUGCACCUUGUUUCAACCCCCUCUUAGAAAACCCCUGAAAAAAAUCAAAGAAAGACAAAAAAAGAUGAAGAUUAUACCUCAGCACAAACUGCAAACCCUAAUCCUAUCCUUCCAGCACUAGCCCCUCCCCUCCCUCCGUCAGCCCCCUGACUGACCUGCCUCUCUGCACUCUGCAUUCUUUAAUAGGACUGAGUAUAAAGCACUAAAGGAAUGGAUGGAAUUCCAAUAAGCUCUUCUUUUUCCAGUACACGGGAAACAGAAUUACCUGCUCACAACAUGUUCAUGUAUUACCGCCAGUUGUUUUCUUUAUAAUCAAAUUUGGUGCCAUAUUUCCAAGUUACUGUACAUAGUUGAAAUGUAAUAAUUACAUCAAGUCAGCUGUUUCCCCGUGAGACGUGGGUGAUGAG